Molecule: messenger RNA, 1742 nt
Organism: Malaya genurostris
Lineage: Eukaryota; Metazoa; Arthropoda; Insecta; Diptera; Culicidae
Exons: 5
Coding region: 97-1461 (454 amino acids)
Source: RefSeq, a predicted model, not a curated record
ACUCUGGUCUUGCUAUCUCUACAGGUGUACAAUUGAACGGAAAAAAAUUGAACCGGCGGAAAUUGAAACGUGUUUUCAAGUGCAGCAAAGUGCAGAAUGCGAAUGUUUAUUUUAACGUGCUGCCUAGCACUGCUAGCAGCACAGGCCUUUGCCGAGCGCGUGGAGGGCAAGGCGGCAGUGGAAAAGACACAAUCUACAGAAACGGCGCAAACUGCGUCCAAAGAGGUGGGAAAACGUGAAAUUUCCUCCGGUGAGUGGACUUCCGCGCCGCAGUACGUCGAAGAAGCUACUGCCGCCACUGAUUUCCAUGCCUACCAGCCGAAGUACUAUUCGCAAGAAUCUAGCUACCAACCGCAGCAAGUUCAAAGUCACACCGAACCCCAAGCACCCAGCUAUCAACCCUUGGUGCAGAGCUAUCAACCGGAAAAUUAUCAACAUCAACACGAGACUCCCAUCAAGACGGUGACGAUCGAGAAGAAGAUUCCGGUUCCAUACACGGUGGAAAAACAUGUCCCGUACACGGUAGAGAAGAAAGUUCCAUAUGAGGUGCAGGUUCCGAUUCCAAGUCCAUACGUAGUCGAAAAGAAGGUCCCGUACACGGUGAAAGAGUAUGUUAAAUACAACGAAUAUGUCCCCGAACCGUACACCGUAUACAAGAGAGUUCCGUAUGAAGUGAAGGUUCCAGUUGAUAAACCUUACAGAGUAGAAGUUGCCGUACCAAAGCCUUACUAUGUGGAGAAAAAGGUUCCAUACGAAGUGAAGGUGCCUUAUCCAGUACCAUACACUGUUGAAAAGAAGGUCCCAUACGAAGUCAAAUAUGAAGUUUCGGUCCCAAAGCCUUACACGGUGAUCAAAAAAAUUCCUUAUGAGGUCAAAGUUCCCGUUGACAAACCGUACAAGGUUGAAAUCGCCAAACCAUAUGCCGUUGAGUACAAGAAACCGUACCCAGUUUUUGUGGAGAAGAAAGUUCCCUACGAAGUUAAGGUUCCCGUCGAUAAGCCGUACCACGUUGAAGUUCCCAGACCAUACAAGGUGGAAGUAAAAGUACCAGUGCCAGCUCCCUACACCGUGGAGAAGAAAUUCCCGUACACUGUCGAAAAAGCAGUUCCUUACCAGGUAAAGGUCGAGAUUGACCGUCCGGUGCCAGUGUAUAAGGAGGUGAAAUUCGCCAUCCAAAAGGAAGUUCCAGUGCCGGUGAAGGAAAAGGUCUACGUACCAGUUCCAGUCCAACCGGAGCAACACCAGCAGCAUGAGCACAACUAUCACGGGGAACCGCAAUACUUGCAUCAGCCGUCGCAGUUGCACGAACAACACGUGCAACCGGAAGUGCAGCAAGAUCAGGAACAACCGCAUUUCCAACAAGAACAACCUCAACCACAGCAUCAGCAGCAGCAACAGCUGCAUUAUCAGCAUGAGCAAUCACAGCAGCAUCAACAGCACUACGCACAUGCCCAGCACUAGGACUCACGUACCUUUGACCACUCUGACCUGACCGAACAGAGUUGUACCAGCUUUGUUGUGAUAACUGUAAUUAUGUUACGGACAGCCAAACAGCCAUGAUGGCGGGACUGAAUACUUGAAAAUGCUGAAGCUUUACGAUUGAUCGAAUUAUAAACAUUCGAUCGAAUCAAUUGCGUUUACAAUUUUUGGAUUUCAGCUUUUUCUAGUCGAAUAAAAAGUCAAAUUUUUUGUUACGUUUGCCGAAAAAAAAAAUAACCUUUAAGUGCGUUGUUGAAUAAAUC